Prorocentrum cordatum is the source of this 975-nucleotide messenger RNA. The record is from the annotation of a GenBank genome assembly. NCBI's taxonomy places the organism in Eukaryota, Dinophyceae, Prorocentrales, Prorocentraceae.
AUGUGGCUAAGCCUGGCGGAUAAUGAGUCUCUUCCCGAGAGCUUGCAGGACGAGCCUGGCGCAGGGGGCGGCGAAGAGCGCGAAGGCUUGACGACCACGCCCACUGUAACGCACACCGAGUCUGAUCUCGACGACGAGUUUGUGUCCUUAGCGCCGCCUGUCAAGGGCCGCCCAGAUGAUACCCUCAUAAUCUUCGACUGGGACGACACGCUCCUGUGCAGCUCCGCCAUCAAUCUGCAGCAGUGGUCACAGCCCCAGCUGGACGGCCUGUGCGCGACCGUGGAGAACACGCUCGGGCACGCCAUGGAGCUCGGAGAGGUGAUGAUCGUGACCAACGGCGUGGACUGGUGGGUAGAGGACAGUUGCCGGCGGUUCUUGCCUGGCCUUCUGCCCCUGCUCGGCCGUCUCCACGUGAAGUCUGCGCGGCACGAUUAUGAGCCCCUCUACCCGGGCGACCCCUUUGCCUGGAAGCGCGAGACGUUCAAGGACAUCCUCAAGCCGCGGCCCAGGGCUACUAACCUCGUGGUGAUCGGCGACUCCUUCUCUGAGAUCCACGCCGCUCACGGAGCGCUCCACUGCAUGGUCCACGGCUCGCUGGUGAAGACCGUCAAGUUCAAGGAGCACCCUUCAGCGGACGAGCUUCGCGGCCAGCUACGCCGCGUGUCCCAGGAGAUGAGCAGCCUGGUGAGCCAGGACGGCCACACGCACUGUAGUCUGGUACGGUCGCCGGUGCAGCUCGGGCACAUGGCGAGCUGGGCGGCUGGCUGGCGGCUGUCAUGCGACGACGACGCGGACAAGUCCAUCGGAGGCCUGCUCCUCGACGCCGGCAAUGCGGGCACCGACUUCAGCCGGGGCAUCCUCGGGGCCGCCCCCGCGCGCCGCCCGCGCCCGCCCGUGCGCCUGGCCUUCACGCCCGCGCGCCGCAGCGCGGGUGGGUGCCUCGAGUCCGCGCGCCUGGCGCUCUCCAUGGUCUAG